This is a messenger RNA of Aspergillus pseudonomiae, 1105 nucleotides long. RefSeq lists its product as uncharacterized. NCBI's taxonomy places the organism in Eukaryota, Fungi, Ascomycota, Eurotiomycetes, Eurotiales, Aspergillaceae. The transcript has 2 exons. Bases 107 to 874 code for a protein of 255 amino acids. The record is from RefSeq and is a predicted model, not a curated record.
ACAUUGCGCUAUACUUUGUCACGAGUCGAUCGUCUUCAAGCCAAAUCGCUAAGCGACGGGCAUUCCAUGGUCCUUGAUAUUGGGAACGUCCCGAUGUGCCGAGGUGAUGGAUCAUACCGCCACGGGACGUACUUUUACUUCUGUGUAUCUCUUCCGUAGUCUACUGUAUGGGGAACUUCGAUAUAUGCAGCAGGCAAGCAGCAGAAGAAGCAAAACAAGGAAAAGGAAAUAUCAUGAAUCAUCAAACGUCUCAGGGGGGAGACAAAAAAGAAAAGGUCAUGCAAUGUCGAUCAAGCGAAAGGCAUAUAAUUCUCCAUCUUUCAAAACCAGCAGGCGAUGUAUGCACUACAUGGAUUGCCGGUGGAUUCCCAGGGAAGCCUGCCUACUUCCAGGAGAACCUAUGAUAUCAAACUAUAUUCGCAGUCCGAAACUCGGUCCCAUCGCCCAACAUCAGCUGAAACUCCUCCAGCAGGACAUGUCCUCAUCUUCGGCGAAAUCCAUCUUCUGUUAUCGUCAGGCGAAAAAGCUUACGUUCCGUUUUACUCACAGUCCAACGUUGAACUUUCCCCUUCAGUCCACGAGUCAACGGCCUGAGAGCAGGACGAUCCAUUCCCGUGGGUUCGAAAGUUUUCUGGCGGAUCGUGUCCGCGAGCGACUAACCAAGCAGAAAAGCAAACGCGAAAAAAGAGGAGGCGAAAAAAGAGGAGGAAAAAAGGUGAAACCGGGAAAAGGAUGUGCAGGAAUGCCGAUCCACAACCAACACCAAUCGUCAUCGGGGGGGGGCAGGUGCAUUGAAAGAAAGGCCGAAUCAGAAUGCGUCCGAUUGCUGUUGCUGAUCGUGAUUUUGGAAAAAUUAAAAGAGUUGACAUCAUAAUCCAGAUACAAGGUAUUUACUGCUUUAAAUUUUUAUUCUCUUACCCUUUUCUUCUCCUUUGGGGGAGCAUACUCCGGAGUAUCAAUUGCAAUUUAGCUCAGCAUCCUUCAUCCAUGGAACACAGUCACUGCUGACUACUGAUGGAGACCUGCAGAAUCCCAGACCCCGUUAAGGCUAUACUUGGGAUCACUACUAGUAAGGACUAGAUAAUCUUUAUGCAGCAUCCUGUAG